Molecule: messenger RNA, 1767 nt
Organism: Vollenhovia emeryi
Lineage: Eukaryota; Metazoa; Arthropoda; Insecta; Hymenoptera; Formicidae
Product: calcium uptake protein 3, mitochondrial-like
Exons: 5
Coding region: 378-1214 (278 amino acids)
Biological process (GO): mitochondrial calcium ion homeostasis; calcium import into the mitochondrion
Cellular component (GO): uniplex complex
Molecular function (GO): calcium ion binding
Source: RefSeq, a predicted model, not a curated record
AAUGACGACCCAUAAUACUAGAAUUGAACUGAGCCUGUUUGUAAUCUAUUAAAAAUCCAAUUGCAAUUUUUCUGUUGUAUUGCUGUCACAUACAAUCUCUUCCAGCUAUUUUAGGGGGCUACUAAUCUUUCUCCGUGGAUGUAACGUGUAGAUCCAGCGCAGCUAAAUAUAUAACGCAAUCACCAUCGCUAAUCUGUCUUGAAUUUUACUAACAUCGAUAUUCGAUGCGCAGCUUAUCAGCCCCAUCGAAAACACCUGCGCCCUAACGUAUCGCUAAUCGUUGCUCUAACACUAUUUGCCACUUAUUUCAGAUGUACUAACAUUGGAUGCCGAAAACAUUGCCGUCACUUUGCCUUUAUAUCAUGUAAUCCCGGCACAUGUAUCCGUUAGUAAAAAGUGUGUUAACAUCGCGUCGAUUUGUCACGACAGCAAUUGUUCUCGCUCACACCUUUUGCUCGGUUUUGUCCUCGAUGCAGAUGGAGAAGAUAUUCAGUCACGCGUGGAGAGGCCGCCAUGGAUGCGAGACGAAAGAGGAAUUGGACCAAUUACAGGAACGCCAGAGAACGCCCGAAGAAAUUCAAGGCCAAUUCAUCGAUGACGAUCAGGGUUUGCAACGACGUCACGCUGUGGACACUACUUUGAUGAUACACUUCUUCGGCAAGGACGGCACCAACGAGUUAAAAUACGACGAUUUCAAGCGCUUCAUGGAGAAUCUGCAACACGAGGCGUUGGAGCUGGAAUUUCACGAAUUCAGCAAGGGACACGACACGAUUAACGAGCUGGACUUUGCGAAAAUAUUGUUGCGAUACACGUACCUCGAGACCGACGAGUACGACAAGUACCUGGACAGAAUGCUGGACCGAGCAGAGUUGCAUAUUGGUAUCACAUUUGAAGAGUUCCGGCGCUUCUAUCAAUUUCUGAACAACCUGGACGACUUCUCGAUAGCGAUGCGAAUGUACACGUUGGCCGAUCAUCCUAUAUCCAAAGACGAAUUUCAACGCGCUGUAAAGAUAUGCACGGGAACGAUGCUUUCGACUCACAUAAUCGAUACAGUCUUCGCGCUAUUCGACGUCGACGGGGAUGGCCAGCUCUCCUACAAGGAGUUUAUAGCGAUCAUGAAGGAUCGAUUGCACAGAGGCUUUAAGUCUCAACAACGCAACGAGGGAUGGGAGGCAUUCAAGUUCUGCGUGAAACAAGAGAUGAAAGCGCCAUGAAGAACAAAUGAUGAAAUACGCGAGGAGCGUUCGCUAAUUUACAGAAGUCUCAUAAACGCUCAAUACUUUUCAGUAACGUUGAUCGUUAUCGAGUUAUUUCAUAAUUUCCUGCCUUUCUCGUGCUGACAUUUAUUUAUUCGAAAGUAUAUUAAAAUGUUUUACGCAAUACGCAGCCAAAUUUAUAAAAACCAUACUGUUGUUGAAAUGGUUAUAAUAUACAUAUAUAAAAGUCAUUAUUACUAAUAGGAAAACGAGAGCAGUUUGCGUGCUAAUUAAUAAAAACAAUAGAAACUACAAGGUAGAGAUUAUUCUACGUCUUUUCAACUGUUUCUUUAAUAUUAACUAAUCUAUUCUUGCUUUGUCACACAAUUUCACAAUUAAUUGUACUUUUCUACGAUUCUGUCUCAUACAAAAAUUCUCUGCAAACUUUUCAGCGAGAAUUACUUAUGUUAGCAGUUAUAGAAAAUGCACAAGUUAUCAUAAUACAUACUUUGUAUAAUACAUGUAAACAUAUAAUAAAUGUAUAAUACAUGAAAAUUUUAAUUUUCAAUAA